UAAUAAAAGCAGCGAUUAUGGCACACAGUGAUCAUUUGUUCGGCAACUGUCUUUCGAUACCUAUCAUUAGCAAAUUCAAGUGUUUUAUUUAAUUCCAGUUUCACAGUUCGUUUAAUCGUAAUGAUAAAAUUUACACUUUUCAUCUCCUUUGUCUAUAACGUCCUUGGUCAACGAGACGGCUUUUUACCACCAGUCCCAGAAAAAUGUAUUGGAACUACGGAAUUGCAUUAUAGAAACUGCUGCGUGUUCCCACCAUUCUUUACACGUGAGGUUGCCAAGGAGUGUGGAGGAGUCAUGGAGGUACUCUUCGUAGACCAAAAGAACAAUGUAACUGGCUACCGAAGACGAGCCUUCGAUUGCAAUUACUGGAAAUGUGUACUUGAUAAGUAUGGCCUCCUGGCCCAAUAUGGUGACUUGGAUGAGCAGAAAUUCUAUGCUCAUCUCGACCUCUGGGUAUCAUUAAAUCCAAUGUUUACUGAUGCCAUGACAGAAGCCAAAUCAUAUUGUAAGGAAACCAUAAGAAUUUAUCUACCUCUAGACCCCUGCGAGUUCUACCAGCUUCAAUCAUGCUUCAGAAAUUAUUUGAACGUGGACUGUCCAGUCGUCAUUCCUACUAAAGAAUGUAUUGAAAAGAAGGAAUUCUACAGGGAAUGCAGAGAAUUCUAUCAUAAGAGGAAAUAAUUGUAAUCAAACGAAUUAUUAGUAAUAAUAAUGAAUUGUUAUAGUACCACAGUUUUAUUUCCAUGGUAUUAGCUGUACUAUUUAAUUCAAUGCAAUAAAAUAUAAA
Molecule: messenger RNA, 787 nt
Organism: Spodoptera frugiperda (fall armyworm)
Lineage: Eukaryota; Metazoa; Arthropoda; Insecta; Lepidoptera; Noctuidae
Exons: 5
Coding region: 121-681 (186 amino acids)
Source: RefSeq, a predicted model, not a curated record